Molecule: messenger RNA, 1364 nt
Organism: Rhagoletis zephyria (snowberry fruit fly)
Lineage: Eukaryota; Metazoa; Arthropoda; Insecta; Diptera; Tephritidae
Biological process (GO): DNA integration
Molecular function (GO): nucleic acid binding
Source: RefSeq, a predicted model, not a curated record
AGAAUCGACAUCUCACUAUCUUUUAAAUACAUAAACUCUUUUAGCACGAUGCAACGCAUUUUUGGAUACGUGCGUAAAUUUUUAAACAUUCGCAGAUCGAAAGCAACGCCGCAUCUCACCUGUGAAAACGUUCAUCAAGGAACUCAACUUUUAAUUCGCCUCGUUCAAAGAGCGCGGCUUUGGCCAGAGUACGAUGCGCUGAAGAACAACAAAAGUGUCCACUCUUCGAGCAGCAUCGCGUCGUUGUCACCAUUUUUGGAUGACCUGGGAGUUAUUAGAGUUGGUGGCCGACUAAAGCAUUCAACGCUCGGCUUCGAAGCACGACAUCCAAGCAUUCUUCCAAAGGAUCAUCCUUUAACGUUCGCCAUAAUUACGUAUUUCCAUCGCAAGUGUCACCACGCAGGCCCCCAGUCCCUUCUAGCUUCAAUUCGCAUGCAGUACUGGCCUAUAGGUGGAAGAAAGACUGUGGCACGCGCCCUACGAAAAUGCGUCAUAUGCUGCAGAUCAAAGCCACGACUUUUCGAGCACAUCAUGGCGGAUUUGCCAAAAGAACGCAUUCAAGCCUCGCGUGCCUUUAUCAUCUCUGGAGUGGACUAUUGCAGACCAUUCUAUUAUAAGCCCGAAGCGCGCAGUAAAUCGCCCCAGAAAUGCUAUAUCAGCGUAUUCAUUUGUUUUGCAACAAAGGCCGUUUGGAUGGAACUGGUUAAGGACCUUUCAACUGGUGCCUUUCUGGAUGCCCUAAAACGAUUUGUCGCUACGCGUGGUACACCAAGCUGCAUCUGGUCUGACAACGCAACCAAUUUUGUAGGCGCUAAGAACGAGUUGAAAGAUUUACGACGCGUGUUUCUCAGUGAAAAGCAUCGUACAGAGGUUCACACGCACUGCCUUAACAAUGGUUUCGAUUGGCGAUUCAUACCGCCUCGUUCGCCGCACUUCGGUGGCCUUUGGGAGGCCGCAGUAAAAAUGGCAAAGCAGCAUUUGUAUCGCACUGUUGGAACUGCAAUUCUUGGUUUCGAUGAAUUGCGCACCUUGGUAUGUGAAAUCUCUGCCAUAAUUAAUUCUCGCCCACUUGUGCCAAUUUCAGAGAAUCCCGACGAUAUUGACGUAUUGACGCCAGGUCAUUUUCUUAUCGGUGGCCCCCUUACAGCACUUCCAGAACCGGACCUUACGCCUCUAAAUUACAAUCGGCUCGAUCGGUGGCAGCGCGUUACCUAUUUGCAACAAAUCUUCUGGAGGAGAUGGAGUGAAGAAUACUUAACUCUUCUCCAGCAGCGCGCCAAGUGGCGCACUCCACAGCCCAAUAUCCAAAUCAACGACGUGGUAUCAAGGAUGAAAAUUCUGCGCCUCUAAAGUGGCCUUUGGCU